UUCGAUUAAUAAUUUCUUUUUCGUCAUUCUCUUUACAUCUUCGCCGAUAUUUUCUCUUCCGAAUCGCCGGAAAUCUUAAUCACCUCUUUAAUCCUCUCUCUCCAAGAUCUGAUCCGAUUCUCACUUCUCCAUCUCUCAAACCCUAAUCUAAAAAAUUAGGUUAACCUUUUAAUCUCCCAAAUCAAUUCAUCUCAAUUCAAUCUGUACCUUCCCAAUUUAGUAACUUUCCCUCCAGAUUCCGCUAGAUCGAGACCAAAGCUUCCAUUUUAAGGGGGUAUGUGUGUAAUUGCAUGAGGGUUUGGUGUUUUGAUUGCAUAUAGACUGAAACAAUUGGCUAUGAAUAACAACAACGAAGAAGAUUCCGAUUCCGAUUUCGAUCUAAACGAGAGGGAAAUAGCCGCCUUGAAGGAGAUACUCGCCAAGGAGGAGGAGGACGAUGAUGAAUUGGAUCAGUUUUGGUCAUCUGUGACUCCCUCCUCGAACCCUCUAGUUCAAGGAGAGAGUAGCAAUGGUGUGGUGGAUUGUACCAUGGAGGAAGCAGAUCAUGAUUCGUGUCAUAAACGAGCUAAAGUGUACACUGGCCUUACUGAGUGCAGGUCAGCAGCUUCUGGGGUAUCUUUAGAGGCUGGUUCGUCUGGGGUUGCGUCUUCUUCUAGGGCAACGGAUACGGAUAUGUUUUGUCAGAAUUUUAUUUUGAAUUAUAAUGGUCGGAAAGAUGGGAAGAGAGAUGAUGGUGGAGGUAGUAAUGGUUCUUCUUCUGACUCGGAAGAUUUUGAAGUUCAUAUUGAUUUGACUGAUGACCUCUUGCAUAUGGUAUUCUCGUUCUUGAAUCACGUCGACUUAUGUCGGUCUGCUAUGGUGUGUCGUCAGUGGAGAGUAGCUAGCUCUCAUGAGGAGUUCUGGAAGGUUUUGAACUUUGAAAACACGAUGAUUUCUGUCGAGCAGUUUGAAGACAUGUGUCUUCGCUAUCCCAAUGCGACUGAAGUGAAUGUUUAUGGCACUCCUGCUGUUAACGCUCUGGCUAUGAAAGCAGCUACCACUUUGAGCAAUCUGGAGGUCUUAACUAUAGGAAAAGGUCAGAUCAGUGAGAACUUUUUCCAGGUAUUGGGGGAGUGUAAUAUGUUAAGGAGUGUGACUGUAAAUGAGGCUGUUCUCGGAAAUGGUUCUCAGGAGAUUCACAUCAGUCAUGAUCGGCUACGUGAACUUAAAAUUACAAAAUGCCGCGUCAUGCGUUUGUCUAUCAGGUGUCCGCAGCUGAGGUCUUUAUCAUUAAAAAGAAGCAACAUGUCACAGGCGAUACUUAACUGUCCACUCCUUCAACUUCUUGAUAUAGCCUCAUGCCAUAAGCUCCUGGAUGCUGCUAUCCGUUCAGCUGCCAUUUCGUGUCCUCAAUUAGAGUCACUAGAUGUUUCUAAUUGUUCCUGUGUCAGUGAUGAAACUUUGCGUGAAAUAGCCCAGGCUUGUGCGGGUCUCCACGUUCUUAAUGCUUCAUACUGCCCCAAUAUAUCUCUUGAGUCAGUACAUCUCCCUAUGCUGACAGUUCUCAAGCUUCAUAGCUGUGAGGGUAUAACAUCUGCGUCCAUGACUUGGAUUGGUAAUAGUCCUGAGCUGGAGGUUUUGGAGCUUGAUAAUUGUAAUCUGUUGACAUCUGUCGUGUUGCAUCUCUCCCGUUUGCAGAGUAUAAGCCUAGUUCAUUGCCGCAAAUUUACAGAGCUGAACUUGCAAAGCGUCAUGCUCUCAUCUAUCACUGUCUCAAACUGUCCAGCACUUCGCCGAAUGACAAUCACUUCCAACUCCCUUCGACGUUUAGCUCUCCAGAAACAGGAGAAUCUGACAACAUUAGUUCUGCAAUGCCAGUCCUUGCAAGAAGUGGAUCUCUCUGACUGUGAAUCACUUUCAAACGCUGUUUGUGAAAUAUUUAGUGAUGAUGGUGGAUGCCCAAUGCUGAAAUCAUUAAUUCUUGACAACUGUGAGAGCUUAACAGAAGUGAGGUUCUGCAAUUCAUCGUUGGCUAGUCUGUCCCUUGUUGGCUGUCGUGCUGUUACUUCUCUUGAGUUGAAGUGCCCUCGCAUAGAGCAGAUCUGUUUGGAUGGAUGUGAUCAUCUUGAAACUGCAUUAUUCCAGCCUGUUGCUCUCCGGUCUCUAAAUCUAGGAAUAUGUCCGAAACUGAGUGUGCUCAAUAUCGAAGCACCUUAUAUGGUGUCCCUUGAAUUGAAAGGCUGUGGUGUAUUGUCUGAAGCAUCCAUCGUUUGUCCUCUGUUAACAUCUUUAGAUGCAUCUUUCUGCGGCCAACUGAGGGAUGACUGCCUCUCUGCAACCACUGCUUCUUGCCCACUAAUUGAGUCGCUGGUGCUAAUGUCAUGCCCUUCUAUUGGCUCUGAUGGCUUGUCUUCCUUGAACGGUCUCUCAAAUCUGACCGUUCUUGAUUUGUCCUACACUUUCUUGAUGAAUUUGGAGCCUGUCUUCACGUCCUGUACUCGUCUCAAGGUACUCAAAUUACAAGCCUGCAAAUAUCUCACUGACUCAUCACUGGAGCCUCUAUACAAAGAAGGUGCUUUACCGGCACUUGAAGAGUUGGACCUGUCUUACGGAAGUCUCUGUCAGAGAGCUAUAGACGAUCUACUUGCGUGCUGCACACACUUGACACAUUUGAGCUUGAACGGCUGUGUUAAUAUGCAUGACCUUGAUUGGGGCUCAACCAAUGUAGAGCUAUUUGAUUACUUCGGUGUCAACAGCUCUAGUGAGAAGAACACUCAAGAACCAGCUGAAACAGCCAACCGGUUACUGCAAAACCUCAAUUGUGUGGGUUGUCCCAAUAUCAGAAACGUGUUGAUACCGUCUGCAGCUCGGUUUUAUCAUUUAUCAUCGCUGAACCUUUCGCUAUCGGUCAAUUUAAAGGAGGUUGAUCUUGCUUGUUCCAACCUGGUGUUGCUUAAUCUAAGCAACUGUUGCUCUCUGGAAGUACUGAAACUUGUCUGUCCAAGAUUGGCUAGUCUCUUUCUUCAGUCUUGUAACAUGGAUGAAGCAGGAGUUGAAGCAGCUAUAUCAGGAUGCUGCUCACUAGAGACACUGGAUCUCCGUUUCUGUCCAAAGAUAUCCUCUGUGAGCAUGGCGAGGUUCCGAGCAGUGUGUCCGAGUUUGAAGCGAGUCUUCAGCAGUCCUAAUCUUGCAGAUUAGGGGCUUUGCGAUGGAUGUUUUAUUAUAUAUAACUUUUUAUGCAGAUUAUACAAUGUUGUGUUGUGUGAUGUUUGGGAUGGAAAAAUGUUUGAGUUUACCAAGAGUAGUUAAGAAAUUCGCGAAACAAAAACAAAUCAUGAAUAUUCAGAGUUGUUUUGCUAUAGGAUAAGUAAGAGAAUAUUGUAUUUGAUUAAAGGCAUUUCUAGUGAAUAAGUGAUGCAUCAAAAUGUGGA
Molecule: messenger RNA, 3410 nt
Organism: Eruca vesicaria subsp. sativa (arugula)
Lineage: Eukaryota; Viridiplantae; Streptophyta; Magnoliopsida; Brassicales; Brassicaceae
Source: the annotation of a GenBank genome assembly